Necator americanus (New World hookworm) is the source of this 432-nucleotide messenger RNA. RefSeq lists its product as uncharacterized. NCBI's taxonomy places the organism in Eukaryota, Metazoa, Nematoda, Chromadorea, Rhabditida, Ancylostomatidae. Bases 1 to 432 code for a protein of 143 amino acids. The record is from RefSeq and is a predicted model, not a curated record. The transcript has a single exon.
AUGACUGCUCUCCGGAACCCAAAGGGAACAGCCAUUGCAUCGAGAAGGGGGAUGGAGAAAAUCAUCUACGACUUCUACUCUGAUCUCUUCGACAGCCGUGUCCACUUGCCUCCUCACCAUCUGAGGGAAGACGGACAAGUCAUUCCAGAGAUUCUCCCGUCCAAAAUACGACAUGCUAUCAGUAAGAAGUCGGUAAGAAGUCGUACGGCACCCGGUCCCGACAGAAUAAGACCAGAACACCCGAAGAACCUUCCGCCAGUACUCAUCAACACCUUGGCGAGGCCCUUUACCUGUCGGAAUGCAAGGUUCCUCAACAGUGGAAGAUCAGCAAGACCGUGUUGUUGUAAAAAAGGGGAGAUCUACAUGACAUCGGCAUCGGCAGCUAUCGCCCAAUCUGCUUACUGUCCGUCAUCUAGCUCUUUACAAGAAUGA